UAUACUCAUCACUAAGAAACGCAGUUUUCUGAAAAAACACUGAAGUGGAAGUUUGUUUAAUUUGUUUUGCCACAUUUCUGUGCGUAUUUAAUAAGUGAACACUCGGUAUAGUGGUCCCUUGUAGCUAUCUGUAGGAGCAGAUCGUUCAGUUCAGUUGAGCCCAAGCGACAAACGUUACAGCAAUGUCGUGGCAAAGUGUCCCUCAAUAUCCUCAAUACCAAGAUCCCAAUCAGCAAUACAACUAUGGUGGCUACCCGCCACAGGGUGGUUAUGGCGGUGGUUAUCCCCAGGGACCGCCACAAGGAGGUUAUCCGCCGCAAGGAGGUUAUCCGCCACAAGGCGGUUAUCCGCCGCAAGGUGGAUAUCCACCUUACGCCCAGGGCGGCGCUCAACCGUAUCCGCCACCUGGAGGAUAUGCGCCUCAGCCUGGCUUUGUUCAACCACCUACUGAUGGCUACGGGUCCUACGAUGAUCCGGAGGGUCAGCCCAAGAACUUUUCAUUUGACGACCAGAGCAUCCGUCGCGGAUUCAUACGCAAAGUUUACAUUAUUCUAAUGGGUCAACUCUUGGUCACCUUUGGAGCUGUAGCACUGUUUUCCUUCCACAAUGGCACUAAGCAAUUUGUACAGAAAAAUAGUUGGCUCUUUUGGGUAGCUCUGGCCGCUUUGAUCGUGACCAUGUUGGCCAUGGCCUGCUGCGAAAGCGUACGCCGCCAGACGCCGACCAAUUUUAUAUUCUUGGGAAUAUUUACAGUGGCGCAAUCAUUCCUCUUGGGUGUAUCAGCCAGUAGAUUCGGUCAGACAGAGGUUUUAAUGGCGGUGGGCAUAACGGCUGCUGUUUGUCUGGCUCUCACAAUAUUUGCCAUGCAAACCAAGGUGGACUUUACCAUGAUGGGCGGCGUAUUACUCGCUUUCAUGGUGGUCUUUAUGAUAUUUGGGUUCGUGGCCAUAUUUUUCAAGGGCAAAAUCAUAACGCUGGUCUAUGCGUCCUGUGGUGCACUGCUCUUCUCGGUAUAUCUGAUAUACGACACUCAGCUGAUGAUGGGCGGAGAUCAUAAGUACUCGAUUAGUCCUGAGGAGUACAUCUUUGCUGCUCUGAAUCUGUACUUGGACAUUGUCAACAUUUUCAUAUACAUUCUAACCAUUAUUGGCGCCUCGCGGGACUAGAACCAUGCGCCCAAUUAACUUGUAUUCGGCAAACUUUGAUUUAAUGUUAACAGGCAAUGUCAAAAACUUAAUUGUAUUGCCCUUACUAAAGUUAUAUUUCUAAUAACCGCGUAAUCUCACCUACAAGUCACAGAAACGAAAGCGUUCGAAUAUUAUUAGUUUGAGCUGUUUGGUUGCGGAAAUAUCAUAUGCUUUGUUAAGUUGCCAAUUUCCUUAUAUAUUGUAUUAAUCUUAAGCUGAAAUGUAUGAGAAAUUCUUAUGUUGUUAUGCAUAGAAAUGCACUGAUGUUUAUGUCGUUUACUUUCAUGAUAUGUAUUUCAAAAUUAUCUAAAGACUCUGCAUACCUGAUAUUGAUUGAUCAUCCAAACCAAAUAAUAUCGCAUAAAAGCAAUAAAUAGUCGUAUAUGUAAUCACA
Molecule: messenger RNA, 1581 nt
Organism: Drosophila montana
Lineage: Eukaryota; Metazoa; Arthropoda; Insecta; Diptera; Drosophilidae
Gene: Nmda1
Product: N-methyl-D-aspartate receptor-associated protein
Exons: 5
Coding region: 183-1166 (327 amino acids)
Source: RefSeq, a predicted model, not a curated record